This is a messenger RNA of Pygocentrus nattereri (red-bellied piranha), 2393 nucleotides long. It is a transcript of the gene gys2, whose product is annotated as glycogen synthase 2. Gene Ontology annotation, biological process: glycogen biosynthetic process. The record is from RefSeq and is a predicted model, not a curated record. Gene Ontology annotation, cellular component: cytoplasm. Gene Ontology annotation, molecular function: alpha-1,4-glucan glucosyltransferase (UDP-glucose donor) activity. NCBI's taxonomy places the organism in Eukaryota, Metazoa, Chordata, Actinopteri, Characiformes, Serrasalmidae. The coding region runs from base 38 to 2152 and encodes 704 amino acids. The transcript is spliced from 16 exons.
UAACAAAGCGACUGUCCGUCUCAGCCAGAAAGCAACCAUGCCGCUGACCAGGUCACUGUCCAUGGGCUCUUUGAGCGGCCUGCCACUGUGGGACCAGGAGGAGCUACCCGUGGAGGACCUGCUGCUGUUUGAAGUCGCGUGGGAGGUCACCAACAAAGUGGGUGGAAUAUACACCGUCAUCCAGACCAAGGCCAAGGUCACCGUGGAUGAGUGGGGGGAGAACUUCUUCAUGAUAGGUCCUUACUACGAGCACAACUUCAAGACCCAAGUGGAGCAGUGCGAUCCCCCCAACGCAGCCAUCAAAGCAGCCCUGGAGUCCAUAAAAAACAACGGCUGCCAGGUCCACUUUGGCCGGUGGCUCAUAGAAGGCACUCCGUAUGUGAUCCUCUUCGAUAUUGGAGCAGCUGCCUGGAACCUGGACCGCUGGAAGGGAGACUUGUGGAACACCUGUAGCAUCGGGCUGCCGUACCACGACCGAGAGGCCAACGACUCGCUCAUUUUGGGCUCACUCGUGGCCUGGUUCUUCAAGGAGUUGACAGACCAGCUUCAGGACAAGCCCAACGUAAUUGCUCAUUUCCAUGAGUGGCAGGCGGGCGUGGGGCUGGUGCUGAUCCGCUCCCGUAAACUGCCCAUGGCAACCGUCUUCACGACACACGCGACUCUCCUGGGCCGUUAUUUGUGUGCUGGAAACGCAGAUUUCUACAACAACCUGGAUAAGUUCGACAUAGACCGGGAGGCAGGAGAGAGGCAGAUCUACCACCGCUACUGUCUGGAAAGAGCCGCGGUGCACUGCUCACACGUUUUCACGACCGUCUCCCAGAUCACCGCAGUGGAAGCAGAUCACAUGCUCCACCGCCAACCAGAUGUGGUAACACCAAAUGGCCUGAAUGUAAAAAAGUUUUCAGCUAUGCAUGAAUUCCAGAACCUGCACUCCAUGAACAAACUCAAGAUCCAGGAGUUUGUGAGGGGACACUUCUACGGCCACCUGGACUUCAAUCUGGAGAAAACCCUUUUCUUCUUUAUCGCAGGCCGGUAUGAGUUCUCCAACAAGGGAGCUGACGUCUUCCUGGAAGCGUUGUCCAGAUUAAAUUAUCUGCUUAGGGUGCAUAAGAGUGACGUGACGGUGGUGGUGUUCUUCAUCAUGCCGGCCAAGACUAACAACUUCAACGUGGAGUCUCUGAAAGGGCAGGCAGUGCGCAAGCAGCUGUGGGACACGGCCCAGUCUGUGAAGGAGAAGUUUGGCAAACGGCUGUACGAGGCCUUGCUGAGGGGCGAGAUCCCAGACAUGAACAAGAUCCUAGACAGAGACGACUUCACAAUAAUGAAGAGGGCCAUUUACGCCACGCAGAGACACACUCUCCCUCCAGUGACCACUCACAACAUGCUGGACGACUCAACGGAUCCAAUCCUGAGCAACGUCCGCCGCAUCGGUCUCUUCAACAGCCGCAGUGACAGAGUCAAGAUCGUAUUCCAUCCAGAAUUCCUCUCCUCCACCAGCCCGCUGCUGCCCAUGGACUAUGAGGAGUUCAUCCGCGGUUGCCAUUUAGGAGUUUUUCCCUCUUAUUAUGAACCCUGGGGCUACACACCAGGUGAAUGCACCGUGAUGGGUAUUCCAAGUGUAACAACUAACCUCUCUGGGUUUGGCUGCUUCAUGGAGGAGCACAUAUCCGACCCCUCUGCCUACGGGAUCUACAUCGUGGACCGUCGGUUCCGCUCAGCAGAAGAUUCGUGUAAUCAGCUGACCCAGUUCAUGUUCUCCUUCUGUCAGCAGUCCCGCCGACAGCGCAUUAUCCAGCGGAACCGCACCGAAAGGCUCUCAGACCUGCUGGACUGGAGAUACCUGGCCCGGUUCUACAUUCACGCUAGACACCUGGCCCUCUGCAGAGCCUUUCCUGAACGAUUCAAAAUGGACAGUCUGGCCCCUCCACCGAAUCAAGGAUUCCGCUACCCUCGGCCCCCAUCCGUCCCACCCUCUCCCUCAGCCUCCCUCCACUCCACCCCCCACCACAGUGACACAGAGGACGAGGAUGAUCACGAGCCCUACGACGAAGACGAGGAGGCGGAGAGGGACAGGCUGAACAUUAAAGCGCCCUUCACUCUAGGGGCCGUGCCGGAGGGUAAGAAGAAGCAGCCGAGCGACUACGGGAAUUAGAGGCCGCCACCGACUUCCUGCUGGUCCAGAGAUGCUCACUGAACUACGGUGCAUACCAGCUUCUGCUGUGGGACAAUUUUUGGUUCCUUAUAAGACACAAGUGUGGGCAAUUUCACUGCUUGUGUAGACUGUCAUCACAUCUGCCUUACAAUCCGAUGUGGACUCCCGUCAUCGUCACUUGUUCCGAUCUGAACAGGUAAACAGUUGAAUAAAGUCGUCCCACGGGUUUUCAUCACUGAAA